AUGAGCAAUGCAAUCAAGGCUAAGUGUGGCUAUUGUCGACAGGAAAUAAGCGCUAGUUGUAUCGUUAAUAAGGGAGAAAGCUCCACAGUGACGAACGGUGGUUGUGCUUCUGUUGGAGGAGGAGGAGGAAUAGGAGGGGGUGGUGGAGGCUAUGAUGUUAAAGAUAUCGAAGCCUUGGAGGAUAGGGUCGUUCAUUUGGGCAUUAAAAAGAUAAGAGGAGAAACAGAGGGAAAGGUGAAACCUGUAGCUGAUAUGCACCAAAGGAAAGCUGAGAUGACCCACCAUUUUGCUUGUUUUAUUGCCUUACCAAGUGGGUAUGGAACUCUUGUAGAGUUGCUGGAGGUGAUAACCUGGGCUCAGCUUGGCAUAUUUAUGUAA
Messenger RNA from Macadamia integrifolia, 378 nucleotides. Its product is annotated as cytokinin riboside 5'-monophosphate phosphoribohydrolase LOG5-like. Gene Ontology annotation, molecular function: hydrolase activity, hydrolyzing N-glycosyl compounds. Gene Ontology annotation, cellular component: cytosol; nucleus. The transcript is spliced from 3 exons. Bases 1 to 378 code for a protein of 125 amino acids. The record is from RefSeq and is a predicted model, not a curated record. Gene Ontology annotation, biological process: cytokinin biosynthetic process. NCBI's taxonomy places the organism in Eukaryota, Viridiplantae, Streptophyta, Magnoliopsida, Proteales, Proteaceae.